Daldinia decipiens is the source of this 5494-nucleotide messenger RNA. RefSeq lists its product as uncharacterized. The coding region runs from base 319 to 5082 and encodes 1587 amino acids. The record is from RefSeq and is a predicted model, not a curated record. Lineage: Eukaryota; Fungi; Ascomycota; Sordariomycetes; Xylariales; Hypoxylaceae. The transcript is spliced from 3 exons.
CUUUUCUUCUCGAUGCAUCGAAAAGCAGGAAUGCUAGUUCAGUUCUCACACUACUAAAAUAGGAUACUUGGUGAGGAUUUACAUGGCUAAGAGAACCAUCUUUGUCCUUUCUAAAUAGCAAUUCAACCAUUUCCUCCUUCUCUCGUCACUUAACUUUUCUAAUACGCCCUAAGACACGCCUUUACAUUACAUUGCGAUACGCCAAGCUACACCAGAUGUCGUGAUAAUAAUCUCGUAAUCGGUAUCCAUCUGUUAUUCGAACGGGCAACAAGCCCCCUUCCCCUUCUUUCGUAAAGUGUGAUCGUGCGUGUUGUCGCCAUGCAGAGUUACACAACCACCGCCGUAUAUCAGCAACCAUCUCAACAACCACUCCAGCCUCCAGUCCCGGAGACAGUUCCGCAGGCAGUUCCACAGGCAGUACCUCAGGCAGCACCUCAGCCAAGGGACUACUUCCAACGCACUCCGCCGGUCUUUCAGUCGAGCGGCUUGGCAGCUAAAGUGCCCUUCGAACUUCGAGCAAAUCCUCUCAUCGAUAGGAACCAUCGGGAUUUUAUGAGGAUAGAACGAUACUUCUUUACGUUACUCCGUAACACCAAUCUUACUCUUCAUGAGAUACUCGAUAAUACAUUUGAGCCUCACGAGAUUAGCAUCCUCGAGCCAGCCAGCCAUCCGCCGGAACUGGUUAAGCUACAGAAAGCAAACUCCAUUCGUUAUCAGCAGAUAUUAGAUACACGCUUCAAUGGCAACGUCCCUACACUACAACUCAAGUUAACUUUUCUCUAUUUCGGGUUACCAAUUGCUCCAAUGAAGCCAGGGUCGUCUCAAACGUUGGUGAUUACAGACCUAGACUUUUUAGAGGACAAGAUCCAGAUUGCGACCGACCCUCUCGGGUUCCUAGACGAGUACGCCGAGAGAGCGUACGGCGACCCUCACAAACAUGUUCCUGAUCGUCAUUUUCUUCAGCUUCCGCUAACACAGGAGUUUACGUCUUUACGUAUCCGCCCUCAGCCAUAUGAGGACAUAUCGGCAUUGAGACUACGCGGCGGCGCGUUGCCCUCGAAAAUGGACUGGGAACCGGAGGGUGAUGACAAUUCGGAUCCAGCCACCAGUUCUGUAAGGAUUUUUGGAUACCAAGGGUCGAUUCUAGUCGAACCUGACUCCUCAGCAUACGAAAGUUUUGUCGAGGCCGUAGACCAGCUCCUAGGAAUGAGAUACAAGUACAAUUAUUCCAUAAGACUCCAGAUAUGGGACAAAAAUGGCUCCGACACCAAGCCUAUCACACAAGCAACAGGCAUGAUCUACCAGAAAAACAAGAGACCUAGCGGCGUCGGCAAUAUAUAUCCAUUAGUUGAGAAACUAUUCAGCCAAGACAAUAAUGAUAGGCGGUACUGUGGUUUUGUAUCCUUCGACAAGGAGGAAUCUCCCGAAUUCUACCAGCCAUCCCAAGAAGUCGAUCGAUACGUUGUUCGUGUGUGGGAUAAUGAUAGAAAGAACAUGGCAUAUAUGAAAGUUCCAAAGUCUCUACUGUCAACCCACAAACCGAAUCAAUUCAGCUAUGAAUACUUGCGUGCCAUGCGGGUACUCUUCCCAAAAGCUCCUCAUACGUAUUUCAGGUUCUCAACGAGCGGUGCGGAAUUAACGUAUGGACUACUCGACCCACCUCCUGUAGCCUGGGAUUCUGUUAUCGAACAGCAUAAGAAGGACAAAUUACCUCUUCUAGCUUUUGGCAGAAUUGAGGUACCAGAUGAUGCCGUGCCUGUUUUCAUACCGGGGUUCCACUCCUACGACACCGACUUUUCGGGCAGAUUACCGGUAACCUCCUUAAGCAGAGACGAUCUUAAAUUAGACGGAGGGGAUAGCGACACGGUUGGGCUAUCGAAGCUGAUUAGCGCGGUGAAUGCCGCCAACCCAUUCGCGAUCAGCCACAAGAAAAAGAUCGGCCUCGAAGUCUGGAUUCCGGGAGAUGGAUUCUUAAACUCCUCGAUUUCCGGCCGGUUCAUCAAUUUCGUGAGUACCGAGAUCAAUGAGCAGACAAUAUAUAACUGGAAGACUGCCGUGCGCAUAUAUCAAGGGCCAAGAAUCCAUGCCGAACCUGGAAAGAUAAGCAUCGUAGCUCGACCCGUGUUCAGCACUUAUACAAUUAGUGCGAAGAACGAUGCCAAACGCCAUUUCUCAGUCGAUCUCAAUGAUAUAAAACUAUCAGAGUUUAAGGAAGAGGUCAAGUCUAAGCUAUUCCCCAGAUAUCAAGCAACGUCGAAGAAUCUAGUUCUACAUCUAGUGCAGUCAACUUGGUCAACCAACAAGAUCGACUUCGCCGUCAGUGUAGAUACUGACGAGGACGGGUGGAGAUGGAUUGUGAGACAUAUCACCGAACCGGACAUAACCAUAUCCCUUGAGUAUUGGGUCAACGACUGGGACAUAGAAAAGGUAUCGACAUGGGGACCACGCUACGACACUACAGAGCCCUUCACGCUAACGUCGCAUUUCGAUUCGAUGAACAAAUAUUUUGCGCCGUAUGACCCGCCAGUACAGCGAUUGUUUAAAGGGUCAAAAAACAAUUUAGAUGGUGCCGCGAGGGCACAGAGGCUAAGAGAAAGGCUGUUCUGGGAUAGCACAAGCAUGUUCGCCAGUCCGACUAAGCCCGCAUUACCGCUUCAAGGCCCGCCUAUCGAGACUCUCAUCAGGACGGGACCCAACGUGCCGGCGUUUACCACCGCGAUGCGGACUCCUAGUGAAGUAGCCCGACUCGAAAGAGAAGUUCACACGCUACGGGGAAAUAUUCUCGACAGAGUUAGGGAGUGCCCUUAUAAAGACUGCGGGCAGGUUUUCCGCUUCCAAGAUGGGAGUGAGCUCGAUCGACACUUGCGAGAGGAUCAUACUACUCUCCAGUGUUUCCUAUGCGACAAAGAAAAACACCUACUCCGGUUCUAUGAUACCCAAAGUAUAAGACAGCACUUUCUUGACAAACACUAUAAUAGCAUUAAGGGGGAGCUUCUCGAAGUCUCUGGGGGCCAGAAGCACGAUACAGUGGAACACAGACAUUGCAACCGAUGCGGGCGUGAUCAGACCGUCUUGAACAACCCAGCCGAUCAAGCAUACCAUGCUAGUGUAUGCAGGGUUGGCCCGCGCAACCAUGCGGUAUUCUGCGGGUUCUGUGGACGUACCAAGGAAAACGUGUCGGAAGCAUGCGAAUGCGCCAAGUUUAUGGACGAGGAGUCGGCGGAAGACGAUACAGUAAACUGCAUAACUUGCGGUAUCGAAUACGAUUCGACCAUGAGUCGGUCUUACCGCGACCAACACCGCUACCACUGUAGGCUACCUGGUGGCAGACCAACCGAUUACUGUCCCGGCUGCGGUAUAGGUCUCGCCGACAAGAACGAGGGUGAAAAGUCGUCGCAUAUGUCUACAUGCACCAGAUCACCACUGCCACACGACAAACCUACUUAUCCCUCGGGUCAUGAAGUGCCUCCAGACACCCCUUCUAAAUUUUCCGAUGCUUUCACCCCUCCUCCUGACGACAGUAAAAUCGAUCCUCCCCCUAAGAUUGAGACAAAGAAGCCUAUUCCGAGCGAACCUGAACGGCUUAAACAAAACACCCGUCCCAGCCCGCACCAGGAUGCUGUUGAUGCUGUUGAUGCUGUUGAUGCUGUUGAUUCUGCGCCAUCGGAAAAUAUAGGAGAUCUUCUUGACGCCCUAGGUCAAAACGAGCCUUCUAUCGAGCCUUCUAUUGAGCCCAAAUCAGCGGAACCGACCUUACCAUGGAGAGAAGCAACAACAUCGGACCCACUCCCACCUCGUCGAUCCCGUUCUCCUCCGUGGGAUGAAUUUCUCGAACCGCAGUCGGGACCCCGGGCGUUCUAUCCGGAAGCCGACUGGAGAUGUUCCCGAUGCUUCAGGGCUGCAGGAAAAAGCAUGGAUCAAAUAGAGAUGCACAUGCACGAGAAAGGGUCUUGUAGAAUCCGUCGCACCUUGGGCACGACAAAAUACGGCUCCAUGCCUAACCGUAGCGGAUGGAUCCUCCCCGACGAGAAAUUUGACUUUAGGGAGGCAUAUUACAAGUUUGUCAAAGAAUAUCCGGCAUACAAAUACACCAUGUUCCCGGUGCGCGAAGAGAGUAUCAAGUCGGUCUGGGAAGACCCCUACACCCUAGAAAAGGCGACCGGUUCCAUUGAAGACGACCCGAACCACAGAGGGCCGAAGUACAUGGAGGCUCGGAGCGACGAGCUACCUUGGCCGCCGUAUAAGGGCCAGACAAUACCAUUAAACGAACCGGAACCAAAUUCACCAAAAGUUAAGAGCUUCGUACCCGCAGACAACGAGAAAUUAGGAGAAGCAAACAAAGACGGUAGUAAAGGCACCGAAGGGCUUGACGACGAAAACCUAGCCGAUCCGGAAGAGCUAGAUAGUAACUCUAAGGUCACGACCCCACCCGAGCACAACAUCCUGGUGUCGACGGAAGAAGAUGACAGCAGCCCAGUAACCUCUUCAAGUGAAUCAGAUAGAUCAGACAGGUCAGAGCAGUCAGAGGAAUUAGACGAGGAGUACGAUCCGACCAAGCAACCGGCUGAGACAGGGGACGAACUGGAGGAGGAAUAUUCGGAGAAAAGCGCCGUGGAAGACCCUAUUCAAGAACUGGAAACAGUUUCGCCCGAGAAGUCUAAGAAGCGUCCCACACCUGCAACACCGCCAUUCGAUGCUGAGGACCGUACAUCAUGGUCGUCUGUUAAAAGGCGUACCGGACCAUCGCCUCCAAAGGCUAAACCCGAACAUGUUCCCGUUAAUCUUGACCCGCCUUCGCCCCAUGGGAUUGACUAUGUUCCGUGGAUCACCCCGCAACAGAUCGAUUCUUCUCGGCCGGAAAAUAAACGUAUUCACUUACCCGAAUGGGAUCCCGUCAUUUCGGUCCCCCCUAUCUGGAAGGAGAUGGACGAGCUUGCCCGAACGUUUGGACGGGGUUCCCAGCCGCCGCUUAUGAAACCAUAUAUAUCCAGUGUGUCACAUUUUAAGCGAUCUGCAUCCGGGCCACCUUCAGCCAAGCCCCAGACCCGGGGGAGAGAUUCCUUUAGCAAGGGAAGGAAAUAAAGAGGUAGAUGCAAUUUAUCAUCCAGCAGGAGGAGGCGAAAUGGAAUUGAGCUGGAGAUGCGCGUGUUGAUUAGAGAGAAUGGGAUGUACAAGAAUAGAAGCGCACUCGAUCAUUAUGGCUUGGAUUUACAGCUUGGAUUUCCUUUUUGUCUUUGAGAAGGGGGGUUUAGCCGAACCCAGAGUAGCUAACUACCUAUCUUCCUCUCAGUUUAUAGUUAGCCCUUCGAUAGCAAAUGUGUCAAUGAGUAGGUAGUAUUCUGAUUCGCAGGUUGUCUUUGCGUGGUAUCUCCGCGUAAUAUGUUAUUCGGUACCGUUUACGUGGACUCUCUUCUCAAUAGAGUGGUGUUUAGACUCGAAUUUCCAUAUUGCUACCUAAAUAGAUCAUAUAUUGUGCUAUUCGCUAGCAACUCGA